This is a messenger RNA of Diuraphis noxia (Russian wheat aphid), 1603 nucleotides long. Its product is annotated as fibulin-1-like. NCBI's taxonomy places the organism in Eukaryota, Metazoa, Arthropoda, Insecta, Hemiptera, Aphididae. The record is from RefSeq and is a predicted model, not a curated record. Gene Ontology annotation, molecular function: calcium ion binding.
UGUCCGAUAGCCGAUUUCGUCGGACGUCCGCCCGGAACAAUACUAGCAACCAUUAAACCGGCAAUCGUCGACCGUUCCGAAACAAGUGCAAUAUUCCAAAAAACCUAACGAAAUGAAGCAUGCUACUACUACGGUAUUGUUGGUUUUGAUCUUUUUCGUUCAAUACUCGUUCUCAGCUGGGGACUUGGAAAGCACGUUAAACCAUUGUUGUAACACUGGAAAAACGUGGAGCGUGGAAAAAAAAUCUUGCAAUAUCACUCUGUCAUUCCCUUUGUUCAACGUCAACGUCGAACAUAAUACGAUGUGUCUGACCACGGUCGGGGCGUGUUGUUUGCAUUCGUUGAGAGAAAUACGAUGUAACGAGGGAAAACAAGUUGGAUUGGAUAAUGGAAUUUGCAAUGAAAAAGUACAAAUGGGAAGAAAUCAAGUUGAUUUUAUGAUAUGCUGUGAAAUAUGUAAAAUUGGUGUUGCUGUUGGUUCAACGAAAACGAUAUGUCAAUCAACUCCAUUGUUUCACGAACAUCAAUGGGGUGAAGUAUAUCAGUCAUGUUGCAAUAUAGCUGCUACAAAAGUAAAAUCAAUUUUGACUGAGACUAAAACAAUCAAAGUGGAAACUGCAGAUACAAAUCCUUGUAUACUUGGAACACAUAAUUGCACGUAUAGUGAAAUAUGUAUAAGCACACAAAAUGGAUUUGAAUGUCAACCAUCGAUGGUCCCUGAAAAAUUAAUUAUGUAUACAAAAAAACAAAUUUGUGACCUCGGAUACGCUUAUAAUGCGUAUAAACAGAAAUGUGAAGAUAUAGAUGAAUGUUCUCAACGACCCUGUGAUAUAAAUGAACAGUGCAAAAAUUUACCUGGAAGCUAUAAAUGUCAUUGUAAAAGUGGUUAUCAAUUGGACAAAGUGACCAAUGCGUGUACAGAUAUAAACGAGUGCCAACUAAACUUGCACACGUGUCAAGAAUCUCAGCGAUGUGACAACACAGCAGGUUCAUUUCAAUGUAUACGUUUCACUGGAUGCGGAACGGGGUACACGCUCGACGUCGAAUCCGCUUCAUGCAUAGAUGACKACGAAUGUGCACUGAAGACUGACACCUGUGGAGUCUUGGGCCCGGAUUGGAUCUGUAGAAAUACACUAGGUUCCUUUCGGUGCGAUAAGAAACGUUGCACGGGAUCGAAUUGUCGAGUUCUUCAAGGAGGCUUUAAUAAUACCAAUCAGAGUAAUCGAAGCAGUGCAAAAUGCCUUCGUGGUUACGAAAUGGAUCAAAACAAUAAAUGCACUGACAUAAACGAAUGCAGAUUGUCCAAUCGGUGCUUGAAAAACGAAUUGUGUAUCAACACGAAUGGAAGUUACUACUGUUUACCCAGAUCGAAAAAUUCUCUAUGAUGAAUGAAUAAAUAUAUGUUAUAUAUUAUGUAUACCUAAGAGUUAUUUUAAAUUAAAAGUCAACUAAUGUUUUUACGUUUAUUUUUCCUAAAUAUGGCCUAUAAUUAACCCUAAUCAUGAAAACUAAAAAUAAAAUUUGUUCGAAUCCAUUUUAAUAAUCAAUUUACCAGCUAUUUAAUGAUAGAAUCAACAUUUUAUACCUACUAAUAAUCAUUAUUU